Recurvomyces mirabilis is the source of this 1551-nucleotide messenger RNA. RefSeq names its product hexokinase (gene hxk1). Gene Ontology annotation, cellular component: cytosol; mitochondrion. Gene Ontology annotation, biological process: glycolytic process; mannose metabolic process; glucose metabolic process. Lineage: Eukaryota; Fungi; Ascomycota; Dothideomycetes; Mycosphaerellales; Teratosphaeriaceae. The record is from RefSeq and is a predicted model, not a curated record. The transcript is spliced from 3 exons. The coding region runs from base 1 to 1551 and encodes 516 amino acids. Gene Ontology annotation, molecular function: D-glucose binding; fructokinase activity; glucokinase activity.
AUGUCGUCCACCAGCCUAGGACCACGGCGGAAACCCAGCCGGAAGGGUUCCAUGGCCGAUGUGCCCAAAGACCUCCUGCAAGAGAUCAAGAGACUGGAAGACUUGUUCACCGUCGACACGGCCAAGCUCAAGGCCAUCUCUGACCACUUCGUCGACGAGCUGGCCAAGGGUCUGACAAAGGAAGGCGGCAGCAUCCCCAUGAACCCGACCUGGUGCAUGGGCUUCCCCACCGGCAAUGAAACCGGCACCUUCCUCGCCCUCGACAUGGGCGGCACCAACCUCCGCGUCUGCGAGAUCAACCUCCCCGAGGAAAAGGGCGAAUUCGACAUCAUUCAAUCCAAAUACCGCAUGCCCGAAGAGCUCAAGACCGGCAACGCCGACGAACUCUGGGCCUACAUCGCCGACUGCCUCCAACAAUUCAUUGAAUACCACCACGAAGGCGAACGUCUCGACAAGCUACCCCUCGGCUUCACCUUCUCCUACCCAGCCACCCAAGACUACAUCGACCACGGCGUGCUCCAACGCUGGACCAAAGGCUUCGACAUCGACGGCGUGGAAGGCAAAGACGUCGUCCCGCCCUUCGAAGCCGCCCUGACCGAACGCGGCGUCCCCAUCAAACUCACCGCCCUGAUCAACGACACCACCGGCACGCUGAUAGCUAGCAGCUACACCGACCAGGAAAUGAAGAUCGGCUGCAUCUUCGGCACGGGCUGUAAUGCCGCAUACAUGGAGACCUGCGGCAAUAUCCCCAAACUCGCCGAUAUGAAGAUAGAUCCCGAGCAGGAAAUCGCCAUCAACUGCGAAUGGGGCGCCUUUGACAACGAGCACAAGAUCCUCCCUCGCACCCAAUACGACGUCAUCAUCGACAAGGACUCGCCUCGGCCGGGUCAACAGGCAUUCGAGAAGAUGAUCGCAGGUUUGUAUCUGGGUGAGCUGUUCCGUCUCGUGCUGCUGGAUUUGCACGAGCAACCUCAUAUCAAGAUCUUCGAGGGUCAGGACGUGGCGUCGUUGAAGAAGCCUUAUAGUCUCGAUGCCUCGUUCUUGUCCGAUAUCGAGAAUGAUCCGUAUGAGAAUUUGCUGGAGACGGGGGAUAUGUUUCAUACGAAGUUGGGGAUUAAAUGUCUGAAGCCCGAGCUCGAACUGAUCAGGAGGUUGGCGGAGUUGAUUGGGACGCGGAGCGCCAGACUUAGUGCGUGUGGCGUCGCAGCGAUCUGCAAAAAGAAAUCCUACAAGACCUGCCACGUCGGCGCCGACGGCUCGGUGUUUAACAAGUACCCGCACUUCAAGGCCCGGGGCGCGCAAGCCCUCAAGGAGAUUCUGGAUUGGGAAAAGGGACGCGAUGGCAAGGCGCUAGGGCGCGGGAACGACCCGGUGGAGAUUUUACCCGCUGAGGAUGGGAGUGGAGUUGGGGCGGCGUUGAUUGCGGCGCUCACGUUGAAGAGGGUGCAGGAGGGGAGGACUAUGGGGAUUAGAGACCCCGAGGGGAUGCUUGCUGGGACGGCGGCUGCAAAGCCGAGUAGUAAGCAAGUCGCGCCCGAAGCUAAGAAAUGA